Messenger RNA from Raphanus sativus (radish), 1196 nucleotides. RefSeq lists its product as uncharacterized. The transcript has a single exon. The record is from RefSeq and is a predicted model, not a curated record. NCBI's taxonomy places the organism in Eukaryota, Viridiplantae, Streptophyta, Magnoliopsida, Brassicales, Brassicaceae. Bases 63 to 1169 code for a protein of 368 amino acids.
UUCUAAAAUCUUCAAUUGGGGUUUCUUCAUUUUUCACUAAGAACAUAUCUCUCUACAUUCAUAUGUCUCUGCUUCUAAGCAGGCUCUCCAAGCUCCGUCUUGGGGAGUCUAGAAGAUCAACUCUUCUACGUCUCUCCAGUGCCUACUCUUCUUCACCGAUCCAAAAGAAAAGCCCUCCUUAUAUCAUCACUGGCGCUGAACCUUGUGGAGAGGGUUUUCUCGGAAGACUCACCGUUAGCUAUGCUAAUGAUCCUGGCAUUGAUAUUCAGUUGGAAAAGAAGGUCCCAGGGGAGUUACUGUACAACGACAUUUUCAAAACAAUGGUAACAAUCGGUUCAUCCCAUGGCUGGGUGGCUACUUUGAAGGAAGACGGCAUACUGCUUCUUCAAGACGAUCUAAACCCUUCUGCAUCGUACACAGACCCUAAACACAUCCCACUGCCUCCUCUCGUGACUCUGCCUCAUUGCCAAACCCAAAUCAUCACCAACGUUUCCAUGUCCUCAUCUUCCCCCGAGGAUGAAAACUGUGUCGUGGCUGUCAAGUUCUUGGGACCUCAGCUCAGCAUUUGCAGACCAGCUCUGAGAAACUCGGAGUGGACCAACAUCAGUGUCGAGAACCCUUGCUUCUUCUCCUCCCGUGUCGUGUUUUCCAAGAAAGAUGAGACGUUUCGAAUGCCAUGCUCUGGAGGCCAGCUCAUCGGAUCAUGGGAUCUUAGCAAGGAGAAGCUCAACAUCCAGAGGCUGCAGUUUAAAAACCUCCCCGUGUUGGACAAGACAACACGGGAGCUUCUGGACUCGUGCUGCACGGUAGAGAACUUGGUGGAGUCGGUAACCACCGGGGAAACUUUCUUGGUUAAGCAGUAUAAGAAAACUGAUGAGACCGUCGAAGGUGGUGUUGCUAAAUUGAAAACAGAGUAUGUGAUGGUGUUGAAGUUAGACGGAGAAGGCAACGCGGUUUACACUCAAGAUAUUGGAGAUCUCUGUAUUUUCCUCUCGAGGUCGGAACCUUUCUGUGUCCCUGCCACUUCCCUUCCUGGCACGGAACCUAACUUCGUCUACAUCUUAGAUUUUGAAGAAUUCGCAUAUUUCAAUGUGGCUGAUUACACCUUCGGCUUUAGUAGAACUAGUCAUUACUCGGCCCCUUACUAUAUUCCACCUCAAAAUAUGUAGACUAGUUAGUCACAUCCAUUGUUAUCG